CAGCCCACCAUGCUUUUUCUUCAUCAUAGCCAUCUCUGUGUUUAAUUUAAGGAAGAAAGAAGUAGCAUGAAGUUAUGUCAAGGUAAAGAAUUUGAUAAUAGGACAAAAGUUGACGGAGACCAGCCCACCAACCAUGUCUUUUAUUUAUUUUUCGACUUUCCGACUCUAUUCCCAAUUUCAACUUAUGUAGUGCCUUCUUAAAUCAGCCUGCACCACAACAGAGUCAUAUCCUUAUUCUUCUGAUACACACACACAAACGUUUGUAAAUCCUAGGAAACAUGUGUCCUCUCAGGUUCAUUCUUGUAUUCUUGUCGGCAACUCUUGCCGGUUUCUUGGUCCUCAGAAACUUCAGAUCUCAACCUCACAUCACUGACACUGAGUUGGAUGCAGACAAUGAAAACAAUGAGCACACCCCAACCUUAAAGAAUGCACUUUCCAAGAUUCGUGAUGCAUUGCAAUCUGGGUUCUGGACCUUCCUUGACAUGGCUAGCGGUAGCUAUCUUUGGAGGCACUUAGUCUCUUCCUCUUCCCCCAAAGCCUGAAUGAACUAUUCCUACAGUAUAUAUUUGCUUUUAAUGGUGAUGAUAAUCAUAAAUUAGCUGCAAUAACUUACUGUCCACUUCCUUAACAAGUGGUUUAGACUUAUAUGCCAGUAAUUGCUUGUUGUAAAUGGAAUACCAAUAUGGUGUAGUUGGUUGGCAAAUAGCCAUGUUUGUGACUCUUACUAUGAAUUUAGCAGAACAAAUGUUUCAAUAAAAGAGUAUCUUACAGAUUAGUUUGAGUUUUUGGAAUGAAAAUAUCUCAGUUCACGAAAAUGUUGUGAAUUAAGUACAGGUUCUCCUCCCUUAGAAACUGACCUUCUUUUCUUAUGAUUUUUUCAAUAAAUUAGCUACAGAAAUGAGAAUUUUAAAGAGUAAAAGACUAAAGUGAUCAAUUAUUACGAGACUAAUAAGGUUCUACAAGGAUAACCCAAGGUCACCAAUUGGUAAUGCAGCAUGCUUCACCUAUUCCAAAGAAAAAAUAAUAGCCUCUAAAAUUCUUCAUACAAGGCAAGUAUAGCUUUUGAACCAUUUUGUCCAAUAAUUUGGAACUGAUUUUAAAUGCUACAAGGAUACUUUUGCUGUGAGGAGUACAUUGUCUUUAUUAGAAUUGGUUUUGGAAGAGUAUAAUCCAAAUUCCUGGUUGUAGACAGUAGAAAACCUAAGACUUUGUUUA
Messenger RNA from Vigna radiata var. radiata (mung bean), 1215 nucleotides. RefSeq lists its product as uncharacterized. Lineage: Eukaryota; Viridiplantae; Streptophyta; Magnoliopsida; Fabales; Fabaceae. Bases 279 to 542 code for a protein of 87 amino acids. The record is from RefSeq and is a predicted model, not a curated record. The transcript is spliced from 2 exons.